AUGUCUUUAUCCAUGAGGAACUGGAUGCGGAAUAGCACCGCGUUUGCUCCCGCUCCAGUACAGGCCGUCGGCGAUAAUGAGCGGCGACAGGAACCUUCACAACCACAACCGCAACUCACUUCCGAUAUGCCCGCACGACAACAACCAGAGAUGGAGGAGCGGCGAGGUGCAGACGCCCCUGGUCGAUGGCGCUUCUCGCGUUCCACGAUACCUUCCUUCUUCGGAGGCAGGAGGGACUCUCAACAGGCGCCACCGCAGCAGCAGCAGCAGCAGGCCGAGAUGCCCCGUCCCACGAGCAGCCACUACUCGGAGGUCGAAUCCCCCAAGACUCCUCGUUUCGCCCUGGGCAUGCCACCGCUGCCCAGCACCCGUCUGCACCUCCCGAACCUCGUGCGGACAUGGAGCCAUGGUACCAAUGGGCCCCCGUCGCGCCCCGGGACCUCUCGCGCUGCGAUGCCACCGCUGAUACACGUGCAAGGAGUCGACAACAGACCGCCAUCGUUAGUGGAUGGGCCCAUGUUCCCCGAGAUCGCAUCACCGAGGGCUGCUCAUAUUCCGGACCGUCCAAGGAGAUCCGAGGAGACCUCGUCUGGUGAAUCUACCGAUCAGAGGGCAGAAUCGGGGCACGAGAGGCGACGCCAUCGCCAUCGCCACAGAAGGGAAAACGAAACGGAGGAAGAGCGCCGGCAGAGGAGACGGGAGAGGCAUCGAAGACGGCGGGCACGGGAACGGCGACAAACGCGCCCGACUCCCAAGCACUAUCUCGGCUGCAUCCCUUAUCCGCAGUCCAAGCAUGUUCGGACACAACUGCUCAAGUGUUUUGUAUCGGGCAUGUUUCUUUUGGGCCUUUUGAUAACCUACCUCAUCCUCUUCUUAACCAACAACAUGGCAACAUCCGAAUUCACCGUUCUCCUGGUUCUCAUAAUGCUAUUCGCGGCCGUCAUCUUCCUGCACGGCAUGGUUCGGCUGUGCCUAUAUAUGCUCAAAACCCCAGCGGGCCGUCGCGAGCACGAUGAGCGCCUGUCUGCCGAGGAAACCUCGGCCCUGCGCCGGAACCGGGCGGCAAUGCGACAGGCAUACGCGCCCGGCGGGUACGCGAUCCCGGAGCAGCCGAUCCGGGUCGUGCUGGCGCGCGACGAGGAGGCCGCCGGCAUCGAGAGCGAGACCACCAAGUACAAGCCGCCCGCGUACGGCCUCUGGCGCGAGAGCGUUCGCGUCGACCCGGACCGCAUCUACUGGCAACGCAACGAACACCCGGCGCUGCGCGGCGGCGGCCAAUCGGGAAGCGAGGAGGAAGAGGCGGGCGCAACCGGGGCCAGGAGGCCGCCGUCGUACGCGUCUGACGACGGCGUUAGCUAUGUCGUCGAGGCCAGGCCGCGGAGCAUGGCGCCUACCACGGACGUGCCGCUACCCCCACAUCCUUCCGAGGUUGGCAGGGCUGGUACGCCGCCGUUGCCGAACUUGCGGUGA
Messenger RNA from Pyricularia pennisetigena, 1470 nucleotides. RefSeq lists its product as uncharacterized. Bases 1 to 1470 code for a protein of 489 amino acids. NCBI's taxonomy places the organism in Eukaryota, Fungi, Ascomycota, Sordariomycetes, Magnaporthales, Pyriculariaceae. The transcript is spliced from 2 exons. The record is from RefSeq and is a predicted model, not a curated record.